AUGGCACAACAGGGCUACGGCCUUGGCUCCGGUCCCUCUCGUGCCGGCCAGUACGAUGACAGAGGGACAGGCCAGAGCCGUUCUGACUACGAUGGUGUCGCGGUCGCAGCACCGCAGCCCGAAGCUUUCGGACGGUCUCAAACAUAUGCCGAUGGGUCGCCACUUUUCUCGACGGCAUCGUACGAUCAGACAGCGGUAGGUGGAAACACGUCGUCUCCGCUCAACAUACCCAAUCAGCAUCCGAAUAACGGCUCCUAUGGAUUUGCGGGCGGCAACACCACGCUCCCUCACCAUCAGACGCACUACGCGCCGUAUUCGCACGCCUCACCGCAUCUCGGUCACUCGCCGCACCUCGGUCACUCUUCGCAGACGUACCCUCACCACCAUCACCAUCAGCAGCACCAACAUCAGCAGCAUCAGCCGCCGCCGCCGCCGCAGCAACAGCAACAGGGCGCUCAGCACCAUCAGCUGGGCAUGCCGAUACCGGGCGAUCUGACCAAUACGCAGCCUCUGGGCAUGCACAUGGGCCCAUCAGCUUACGGGCUGCAUCACCAUCCGACGGGUCACGCGCCGGUCUCGCUCGAUGCGCAGCGCAAAUCGCAGACUCGAGCCGAGACCGAAGAACCACACACGCCACGACCUCCCAACGCCUGGAUCCUAUACCGGUCGCAGAAGUUCCGCGAGAUUCAACAAACGCGCGACUCGCAAUCGCGCUCCGGUGCGGCCGAGAAGCCCAAAUCCCAGGCCGAGAUCUCGCGCAUCAUCUCGCACAUGUGGCAGAACGAAUCGGUGACGGUCAAGCAGGAAUUUGAGGCGUUGGCGGACGAAAAGAAGCUGGCGCACCAACGCAUGUAUCCCUCCUACCGAUAUCGACCCAAGAAGAAGGGCAAGUCCAAGUCGAGCACUUCGGCGGCGCAGAGUAGCAGUGCGAGACAGCAGUCGUCGGAGAGCCACGAGCUCAAGAAGCGCGUCUACGGCGGAUUCUGUGGGGGCCAGCAGGAGCACGAUGGUGCCGAGGGCAGCUCGUCGUCUUCGUUCGAUCGAAAGGGAGGCGAGCCGCAACGCAUGGUGGCCAGUCAGGGAAUGCCUAGCUUCCACGACCCGGCGGGACGCGAUCGCAAGCCCAACUUCGGCGGCGAUCGAAGGGAGGUGGCGACCAACAACUACGGACGGUCUGCGCUCGGCAACAUGGCUUCGAACGACCACCUGUUUUCGUACACGAGCUCGCGCAUGCAUCCGUACGGCGAGCGGCCGGGUUCGCGCACGACCGAGGUGUUUGGCGAAGCUUCGUCGGCGUCGCACGCGUACGCGGGCAGUCACUGGCCGGACUCGGAUGCGCUCAGCGGGUCCUCCGGCAGUGCGUACGGGGACAAUGCGCGCAGUGGAGCGGGCUAUGCUGGUCUCGGCCCUGCUAGGCUCGGCUCGACCUCGCUGUUGGGCUCGAACCCCAUGGGCGGCGCGUCGCUGUUGGCGGUUCCCUCGCCUCAACGCCCCUCCGUUCCCUCCCAACACCUCCACCAUUCCAUCGACCACCUCGACUCGAGCGGCCUCAACCUCAACGAGCUCGCGAACGCAGGGGGCAGCUUCCGCCCCAAUCCGCUGACCAACCAUCCCCCACCGCCGCCGCUUCCCUCCCGAUUCAACCCAUCCAGCUUCGGCGAGUCGAGGUCCGACCCCAACGCCGCCAGCGGUCUGGCUGUCAACACGGGCAGCGAUGGUCUGCCAGACUCGUUCGACCCGCAUCGCCGCCUCCAGAUGCCCUAA
Molecule: messenger RNA, 1764 nt
Organism: Kalmanozyma brasiliensis GHG001
Lineage: Eukaryota; Fungi; Basidiomycota; Ustilaginomycetes; Ustilaginales
Product: High mobility group box domain protein
Exons: 1
Coding region: 1-1764 (587 amino acids)
Biological process (GO): anatomical structure morphogenesis; regulation of transcription by RNA polymerase II; cell differentiation
Molecular function (GO): RNA polymerase II cis-regulatory region sequence-specific DNA binding; DNA-binding transcription factor activity, RNA polymerase II-specific
Source: RefSeq, a predicted model, not a curated record